Linum trigynum is the source of this 492-nucleotide messenger RNA. NCBI's taxonomy places the organism in Eukaryota, Viridiplantae, Streptophyta, Magnoliopsida, Malpighiales, Linaceae. The record is from the annotation of a GenBank genome assembly.
AUGGCUGUUGUUUGGCUUCCCGAUGAGAUCGUCACCGGAAUCAUCCUCUACCGCCUUCCUAUCCGCUCGCUCCUCAAGUUCCGCUCCGUCUGCAAGCACCGCCAGUCAGUAAUCGAUGGCUCGGAGUUCGCCCACCGCUACCUCCGCCACUCAGCCGCUUCCUGGGACGUCGUCAUAUGCCUAGUCCGCGAAGGAGACAACCUCAUGUACUCAAUAUUUCACUUGAUCGACCUCCGUCUUCACGAUUCCCCGACACAUGUCACUCCUGAAUUCUAUUUCCGCCCUCUACGCCAGCCAGCAGCCGCCAACCCUGCCGUUGAGAGCUCCGUCGUCGCCAUUCCUUUCCCCUCCAUCAACCAUCUCCCUCCCCGACUGUCGCGACGACGACGAACCAACCCCUUGCUCCGCCAACGCGAAGUCGCUGCCAGUCAUCCCCUUCGCUCCGCCGCCGCGACCUCACCUCAAUUGUGCUGUUGCGGUUACCGUGGUUAA